Molecule: messenger RNA, 876 nt
Organism: Schistocerca americana (American grasshopper)
Lineage: Eukaryota; Metazoa; Arthropoda; Insecta; Orthoptera; Acrididae
Product: zinc finger protein 1-like
Exons: 2
Coding region: 212-682 (156 amino acids)
Biological process (GO): regulation of transcription by RNA polymerase II
Cellular component (GO): nucleus
Molecular function (GO): DNA-binding transcription factor activity, RNA polymerase II-specific; sequence-specific DNA binding
Source: RefSeq, a predicted model, not a curated record
UGACUGUAGAUAUAUCGAGUUUAUCUACAAUUGAAAGUGAUUUAUCAGAUGUUAUGUCACAGUUUAUAUACUUUGGGAUAAUUAUUAUUAUUCUCUCAAUUUGGGAACCAAACUUCAACAUUAUUUUCAUGAGCAAUAGAGGUGGAAUUUCUGUUUUAACAGCCAGUGCAGUCCAGAACCCAAUAUGUGUGAUAUAUAAGAGAAGAAAGACAUGAUUCGUAUACACCCUAGGGCAACUGAAGUUGAUGAGCCUGACUUGAAAUGUGGGAUCAAGAAGCAACAGUUCUUUCGAAGUAAAAGUAUUUCUCGAAGUGGAACACAGUCUUCUGCUGAACUAAGCUCUACACAGCUAGUGCACAACAGCUUUGCGAAGCAAGCUGCUAAUUCAUUUUUUGAAGUUGCAACACUUCUGGAUUCUGACACAUGGCAACUGCCAGAAGGAACACAGGAAUCCCUCAAGAAUAAAAGGCCAACUGGAACAAGAGCUUUUCCUGUAACAGAAGGUCCAGGUGUAUUUCCAUGUGAUAAUUGUGGAAAGUCGUAUAAAUGGAGAAGAACACUUCGUCACCACCUCCGUUUAGAAUGUGGAAAAGAACCUGCAUUUCAGUGCCCAUUUUGCCCCUUGCGCUCAAAAAGAAAGAGUAAUAUUUCUGCGCAUAUAAGAUAUGUUCACUUGAAAUGAUUUUAAGAAUCUAAACAAGUUAAUCAGUCAAGUAUCUUAUCACUUUUUGACUGGUCUCCUUUGUAGUUUGUGUGUUGCAUUUAAUUCUUCAUCAUCCUUUGUAUUUGUUUACUUCUGCUGAAAUGUCAUCUAGAAACAAUUUACUGUUAUGUUUAGUCACACAGUUAAAAUGAAGCUUGUUGACUGCUUACAAU